AGAUUUUGAUUUAAUUUUCUCUUAGGUGACACAAUAUAUUGUUAUGGUAGUAAAUAACUUACUUGAUGUUGACGAGGAAAUUUUAAUGGAAAGUCAAACACAGGAUCAGACUCCUACUAAGAUUGUUGAAGUGCUUGAAGAUCAACUGGGUAAAGUAGAGCUAAAUAAUGAAGGAAUUUAUGAAGAAAUGACACAUAAUUUAGCAGUACAGGCUCGGAGUUUUGAUGCAGCUCAAGUUAGUGAAGAAGACAUGACUUACAUAAGUUUUAUAUCGGAAUCAAAUGAGAAUAGUGUAGGUGCUGUUGAGGUACUUGCCGAUGGUGUCAAAAUACCUGAUGCUGCCAAUGUGUCAAUUGCUCUGCCAAACAGAAUAUCUGACGACAUCAAGGAUAAUAAUAUGACAGAUUUCCGGAUUAUAGUUAUUGUUUACAAUGACAGUAGACUGUUCCAGUCUGCUCAGUUCAUUAACGAUAGUUCAGGUCGCAGACCAAAUAGUCAAGUCAUUUCUCUAUCGGUGCCUGGAUUAGAUCGUGUUGAAUUGGACGAGCCCAUCGUUACCACGUUCAUUCCCAUUGAAAUCUCUGAAACAAACAGAAAUACAACCUGUGUCUUUUGGGACUUCGUACUGGAUGGGGUUGGAGGAUGGUCAACUGAAGGCUGCACAUUUGUAAAUGGAUCGGAGGAUGGGAGUGAUAGGCAGUAUUGCGAGUGCACUCAUCUAACUAACUUUGCUAUACUUAUGGAUUUCCAUCAGUUGUCAUCUCUUCCCCCUGCAGCUGAUGUUGUGACUAUUGUUGGCUUAAGCAUAUCGAUUGCAUCGCUUUUUCUGACAUUACUUACUUUUGUGAGUAAAAAGAAAUUUCGAAAGAGUGAACCAAAGCAAAUUCUAUGUCAGCUGUGUUUGUCUUUGCUUGGUCUCUAUAUUGUAUUUCUUGCUGGAAUUGAUCAAACUGAAGACAAGAAUUGGUGUACGUUUGCUGCAGCUCUUUUGCAUUACUUCUUGCUAUCGUCAAUCUUCUGGAUGAGUGUUCAAGCUGUAAAAAUGUACUAUUUACUUGUGAAAGUUGUUAAUAGUCACGUGUCUCACUUUGUCUUUAAAGCUUGCUUGUUUGCAUGGGGUUUCCCAGUGAUAAUUGUUUUGGUUUCUGUAUUUAUUGACCAUAAUAGCUAUGUGUAUUCUGCUAAAUAUUGUUUUCUGACACUCCAACACAUGUACUACUCUGUAGCAAUUCCUGUCGCUCUAUCUUUACUUUUCAACAUGACCGUAUUCCUCCUGGUUUUGCAUAGUUUAAGCCAGCUCGGAAAAAACACAAAUCAAUCAAGAGGAAAAGAAACCAGACGCAGUGGUAUGUUGAUGUUGAAAAAUGGAGUGACCAUUACAGCAGUUUUGGGUUUAACAUGGCUGAUCGGCUUCUUUUCCAUCGGAGAUGCUUCCGAAGUUAUGCUGUGGCUUUUUUGUAUUCUUAAUUCUUUCCAAGGGUUACUUAUCUUCGUAUGUAUGUGUUGGAAAUAAGGAUGUACGCAUUUACUGGUGGAAGACGUUACUCAAAAUAUAACAGAAAAUACUCUUUAGAUUGACUAUAUUGGCAGAACCAAACAAAGUUUCAGAUUUUCAAAAAAAAGAAUCCUCGCUCAAAACACACAUAUCUAUACACAGGAUUCGAACCCGGGACUUUCUGAUGUUCCAUCCUGUAUUAGUUUUAGGAUACUUUCAUUUUACGUUAUUGUUGCUUUUUCAUGAUAUAUUAUAUUGGUUAUUUUUGGAUGUCUUGUUUAACGUGUGCCAUUGUUAAAAUAAAGUGUUAUAAAAUAAGAUGAAAAAUAGCGAAUAAUAGCAAAUAUAGACAUUUUUGAGUGGUAUAUUCUCAAAUAAGCCGAUAUGCACUAGGCAAUACCAUUUUAAAGGUGUGGUGUAGAUCUAUAAAAAGUGUAAAUUAAUCAUAGGCCGUCUUUAGGUCACAUUUUUAUUGGCAAUUGACAAUUACAUACCGUACGCCCAUUUAUUUCUAUUUUUCUUUCUCAUUAAUCUGAUUAUCUUUGGUGUAUUUUGCCUUAUUUAAUAUUUCAUUUCAUUUUAUUUUUAUUUAAAUUUAUUCGAUUAUGCGCCCGUUAUUAAAUGGUGUGUUCAAAAUCCGAACGCUGUAAACGGCGAAUUAAGGAUUUGCAAGUAACUAAGUUUGGAAGUGACAUCAGUGGAUGAUCAGUGACUUGUGUACAAAAUGAUAUCGUAAUGAUUUGUUAGUACAGUAUAACAGUAUGUAAUUUCAAUCUGGUUGUAUAUCUUGUCAAUAUUCAAUAAAACUUUAAGCUAGAAUGAAA
Anneissia japonica is the source of this 2319-nucleotide messenger RNA. RefSeq names its product adhesion G-protein coupled receptor G2-like. The transcript has 7 exons. The coding region runs from base 44 to 1513 and encodes 489 amino acids. Gene Ontology annotation, molecular function: G protein-coupled receptor activity. Gene Ontology annotation, cellular component: membrane. Gene Ontology annotation, biological process: cell surface receptor signaling pathway; G protein-coupled receptor signaling pathway. NCBI's taxonomy places the organism in Eukaryota, Metazoa, Echinodermata, Crinoidea, Comatulida, Comatulidae. The record is from RefSeq and is a predicted model, not a curated record.